AUGUUGAUGUCCUGGAUGGUGGGUAUGGUUGCCUUCAGCUACGUUGAAGUUGUCAGUUGGUCAUUCGUUGCCCUUGUAGAUCUGCUGCAUGAUGUGGAGGGCGAGACCGAAAACUUUGAAGAUGCAGAGGCUUUCUUCGACACAAACAUCGACCAAGACCGUGGCGAAGUGGAAGACAUGUCUACAGACAACAUUUUGAGUCAGCUGGACGCAGUGACGACUCUCGAUGAGGAUGAUGAACAAGAUGACAAUACGGAUGAAUUUCAAGACUCAACCUCAACACCUUCUUCGCCAAAGUUAUAUGGGCCUGACGAAAACAAGAAUCUGGGCGAAAAGAGAUUUACGGAUGAGGACGAAAAUGCUGGAAAAGAAGAAAAUGAACCAGUUUCCCAAGAAUCAGCAGCAAUGGAGCAAAUUUCGCCGCUUUCGAGUGAAGUCGUGGUUCAAGCAGUUCUCGACCUUGCUACAAACGCAGACGAUGAAAACUUGAAGGAAGAGGAAGAGCAACCGAAAGAAAUAAACGAGAACAAGACAGUCACUUCAACGCAAGAGCAAUUAUCUCCUUCACAGGGAAUAACUCAGGAUGAAGGAGUGUCAGGAGGACAAGACUCUCCAGUAGAAGUCGAAACCAAAAAUGAUGAAGACGACCCUGAAGUGGACGAAAGUAUCGAUGCCGUUGUGGUCUCCACUCCAUGUAUCGAGUCGGAGCAAAACGAGGCAAUUGACACUGAAGGUGAAAGCCUGGAGAUGCCUUCUCCGCCAGUCCAAGAAGAAACCAAUGAAGCAUCGUCAGUCGUCCUGCCUCCACCCGCACCUACAGACGUCCCUGCCAUUGUUGGCUCGAUGAACCCUGUGGAAGACGAUGAUGAUUCAGACGAUUCUCAGGGUGAAGAAGAAGGCGAAACCUCGCCAUUGCGGCCUCCACUGGGGUUAAAUAUUUCAGACGAUGACGACGAAGACGUAUUGGAAGUUGACGCAGCGGUUGUUGGCAGUCUUCAAAUUGAAGAGAAUAAGCAGAAGUCAAAGAAAGAGAGCAGCUUGGAUACAGAUAACGCACUGUUGAAGGCACUACCGAACAGUAAAGCAGAUGACUCAAGUGAGAUCGAUCUCUCAUUCAGUGAAGAAGUUCGUGUUGCACACGUUACGACACUGGAACCCAGCAGUCUGUUCUCCGACAUCCACAGAAUUGCUGGAGGUUCUAACGCUAACAAACUCAGCCCAGACGUUACAUUUGGCAUUUCCUACCAGAGCUUAAGAAAACAACAAAACGAGCCUCAUACCAAUGAAAAUGAUAACAAUUAUUCUCUUCCCAGUGGUCCUGCAUUCCCAGAUGAACGAGAAUUUGAAAACGAGAUGGAACUUACAACCGACGUGUCUUUCUCCGUUGCCACAACCGGAAAGAGUCCGAGUAAAGCUGCUGAUAGCGCAGAUGACGAUGAGUUUUCAUUCGAUGUGAACGCUGGGAAUAAGUCGAGUGUGUUAACGGAAGAUGAACUUAAGGCACGCAAGGAAUCGCUGGAGAAAAAUAAACGAAAAGAAGAGGAAGAAAUGCUAAAGGAACUCAAGCGUGUAACAGAUGAGGAGAAGAAACUCAUAGAAAGUAGCUCUGCGGACUCCACUCCGUCUGAAAAAACAGAUAAAGACGAUGCACUGUCGCUGACUGAGUUGCACAGUAUCUACAAACGAGGACUCGGAGACCAGGAAGUUCUCAUGGAUGACGAAGAAAAACAGACAAAAGUUGAAACUGAAACGAGUCGAUCGUCUGUCAUGGGGAGAAUUUUCGGUCCGACUCAAAAAUUGACCGAAACUAUCGAGGAGGAAGAUAACGAUGGUGAGGCGGACAACGAAAAAAAUAAUGAAAAUGUUAACGUCGAAGAUACGAAACAAGAUGAGAAAAGCGAUGUCGAUGAGUCUGCCGAAUGGCGAGAGAUUAAACUGGUGCAACAUCGACAAUCUAAUGAGAUUUCCGAGUCUGUAAAUGUUGGUAUUAGUCCAGAAACAGCGUUGAUAUCGUACACUGAAGCAGCAAAAUACUACGCCGAGACUCCCGACGUCAUGCAGCACAGAGACAUCAUCGUAGCAGAGGAUUUCCCUCGCGGUUCGUGUAUGAAAUGCUUCUCACGCCCUCGUCUCACUUUUCCUGGUGCAAUUGAGGAACGCGAUCGAGUCUUUUGCAUCGCCGCGACUGCGUUUGAUGCCCACAAUGAAAUUGUAGUUGGAAUAUUGCAAACCAUUUACAAGAAAGUCACGAAAAGUACGCGGGACGUUCUUCUGAUCGGAAGACACUGGGAAGAUAUCGGAUUCCAGGGAUCUGAUCCCUCGACGGACUUACGUGGGUGUGGCGUACUCUCUUUGCUUCAAAUUCUCUACUUGGUCGAGACUUUUCCUGAUCUUGCACACCGUUUCCACGCUCUCUCGCAGCAUCCAACACGCCACUUCCCCUUUGCAUGUGUACUCAUCAAUAUUACACUGCAAUGUGUCGUGGCACUGCGGAGCGGAGCUCUCUAUCCAGAAUGCAACAAGCAAUCAAGUGUACUAGCUGGAAUGAACCGGAUGUAUGUUGCACUCGCUUCACAGCUUCACGAUGCGAUUCAAUCUCGACCAGAUGAGAUUCCUCUCAUCUUGAAGGACAUUUUGGACCGAGGACGAUCCAACCCGAUCAAAGUGAUUGGCGAGGCUUUCGAUGGCGACUCGUUGCGUCCAUCUCGUCCUGUUGCAGCUAUCAGCCCGUCCAAGUCGAAGACAUCGGAUCGCAAGGAGGAUCUUAACCUUGAAUUCACGGAGAUUGGAAUGCAAGCUGUCGAUGAAGCGGAAUAA
Phytophthora nicotianae INRA-310 is the source of this 2817-nucleotide messenger RNA. RefSeq lists its product as hypothetical. The record is from RefSeq and is a predicted model, not a curated record. The transcript has 6 exons. Bases 1 to 2817 code for a protein of 938 amino acids. NCBI's taxonomy places the organism in Eukaryota, Oomycota, Peronosporomycetes, Peronosporales, Peronosporaceae.